This is a messenger RNA of Heterostelium album PN500, 2556 nucleotides long. It is a transcript of the gene mcm3, whose product is annotated as DNA replication licensing factor MCM. Bases 1 to 2556 code for a protein of 851 amino acids. Gene Ontology annotation, cellular component: nucleus; MCM complex. Gene Ontology annotation, biological process: DNA strand elongation involved in DNA replication; DNA replication; double-strand break repair via break-induced replication. NCBI's taxonomy places the organism in Eukaryota, Evosea, Eumycetozoa, Acytosteliales, Acytosteliaceae. The transcript is spliced from 5 exons. The record is from RefSeq and is a predicted model, not a curated record. Gene Ontology annotation, molecular function: single-stranded DNA binding; single-stranded DNA helicase activity; ATP binding.
AUGAGUGAUGAUAUACAAGCACUUGCAAGCGAAUUCUCUGAAUUCGUAUCAGAGCACUAUAGCGAUGUAAUAGAUCAAAUCAUUGAGAAAGAUGAAAUGAGAUUAAUAGUCAAUAUAGAUACAAUGAGAGCAAAGAAUCCUGCACUAGCUGAUAAAUUUCUAGCUCGUCCAAUUGAAUAUUUCAAUGAAUUUCAGAGAACAGUCGAGAAUAUAGUGCAUCUCAGAGCAAAAGAAAAGUUGGCAAAAGAGUUGAGUGAGGAGAAUGACGAAAUGGAAGAAGACGAAAAAGUUGACAUGAGCAAACGUGCCUAUUCAAACGAUAGGAAUGGAAAGAAAUUUCCAUACUUUCUUGGAUUCGAAGGUAGCUUUGGUUCGAAACAUGUAACUCCCAGAGGUUUGAGAGCUAAUUUCAUUUCCAAUAUGGUUUGCAUCGACGGAAUCGUAACAAAAUGUUCGUUAGUAAGACCAAAAGUUAUGAAAAGUGUACACUAUUGUGAGAAAACCAAAGAAAUGUCAGAGAAACAGUAUUCAGAUGCUACUUUGGACGAUACCAUUCCAACGAGUGCCUCCUAUCUAUCAAAGGAUGCGGCUGGCAAUCCAUUAGUGACAGAGUACGGUUUGUGUGAAUACAAAGACAGCCAGUGUUUGACCAUUCAGGAGAUGCCAGAGUGUUCGCCAGCAGGUCAGCUACCAAGAUCGAUUGAAAUAUUUGUCGAUAAUGAUUUAGUUGAUAGCUGUAAGCCAGGUGAUCGUCUACAGGUUGUAGGUAUCUACAGAGCAUUGCCAAUGACCACUGGUGGAGGUGGUGGUGCCAAUGGAACAAGACAGUCCACACGUUUCAGAACCGUAUUGAUUUGCAACUGUAUCAAAAAGUUGGAUCGUGAAACAGACGGACCUAAAUUUACACCAAGAGAUGUUGUCAAUAUUCGUGAGGCUUCAAAGAACGAAAACCUAUUUGAAUUGCUGGCACAAUCUAUGGCACCUUCCAUCUUUGGUCACGAUUAUAUUAAGAAGAGUUUACUGCUUUUGUUGCUGGGUGGUGUAGAAAAGAAUCUGCCGAAUGGCACACAUCUUCGUGGUGAUAUCAAUAUAUUGAUGGUUGGUGAUCCUUCAACAGCGAAAUCACAGUUGCUAAGAUUCGUCUUGAAUAUUGCACCUCUUGCCAUCAACACCACCGGUAGAGGUUCUUCAGGUGUUGGUCUCACUGCUGCCGUCACUUCCGACUCUGAGACUGGUGAGCGUAGAUUGGAAGCAGGUGCCAUGGUUCUGGCAGAUCGUGGUAUUGUUUGUAUAGACGAGUUUGACAAGAUGGGUUAUGACGAUCGUGUAGCUAUUCAUGAAGUUAUGGAGCAGCAGACUGUAACCAUCUCCAAAGCCGGUAUCCAUGCAUCGCUCAAUGCUCGUUGCUCUGUCGUAGCGGCAGCAAAUCCAAUCUACGGUCAAUACAAUCGUUAUAAGCGUCCACACGAGAAUAUCUGUCUUCCAGACUCACUUUUAUCCAGAUUUGAUUUAUUAUUUAUUGUAUUAGAUCAAGCAAAUCCCGAUCAUGACAGACAUAUAUCUGAACAUAUUCUACGUAUGCAUAGAUAUCGUCGUGCCAGUGAUUCAGAAACAUGUUUUAUCAAGUCUAAUUUUAAAAAUUGUAUAUUAGAUUUACAAACGGAACCAUCGUCUAUAUUAGGUGGUGAAAUGGAUAUAAAACAGAUCGUAGAGGAGGAUUUAGAAACCCCGGUCUACCAAAAAGUGGAUAAAUUGUUGCAUGGCGAGAGAGAGAACGAAAUUUUUUCUAUUCCAUUUAUCCAAAAGUAUCUCCACUUUGCUAAAUCCAGAACAAAGCCAAUGCUAACUGAUGAAGCAAGAGAAUUUAUUAUUUCUUCAUAUACAGAGUUGAGAUCAAAAGAAGGAGAAAAGACAUUACCAAUAACAACACGUACCUUGGAGACAUUGAUUCGUUUAUCAACAGCACAUGCCAAAUGUCGACUUUCAUUGACUGUCGAGCGAUCCGACGCUGAAGUUGCCAUUGAUAUUCUACACCAUGCACUAUUUAGUGAGACCGAAAUCAAGACCAAACCAAGAAAUUUGGGUGUAAAAAGAAAAAAUGAAAAACAACAAGCCAAAGACAAGGAGGAUGAAGAGAUGGAAGAUGAUGAAGCAAACGGAGCAGAUGAAAAUAAUAAUGAUAAAGAAGAUCAAGACGGUGCAGAAAAUAAUAAUAAUAAUAAUAAUGAUAAUAAUGAUAAUGAUAAUGUUAAAAAUGAUAACGAUGAAGAAGAAAAUAAUCAAACUAUAGUUCAAACAAAGAAAAAAGUUAAAAAAGAUAAUCAAAAUAGUAGUAGUAAGUCUGAUCAGGAUACAAACUCAUUGGACGAAACAGUAAUUAAGAGAUUUGGAGGUGAAGUAAACAGACUUUUAAUAUCUGGUGUUAGAGAUAUAGAUGGAUUAAAGAAAAAACUGUUGAAAAAGUAUCCAGAUUUUGACAAACUUUUACAACACCAUAUAGAUAUCGGAAAAAUCCACAGAUCUAAAGAUAACAAGAUUAGAUCGAUGGUUGGUUAA